CAUACAGACCCUCUAACAGGCAAAAGCCGAAAAGGCAAGAGCCCAACUCUAAAGAAGCCAGCUUUGUGGCGUCAAGGGGCAUUAUUUGGUUAUGUUGUAAACGAUGUUUCUGGUAGAAGCAGGGGUGGUAAGCUUUUCAGAGCUCCAAUUGGGCUUUUGCCGGAUGGUUCGGGAACCGGGAGAAACGGCACGCGGUUCGGACUCUUGUUUAUAUUCUGCGCUUGCAAACCUAGAUCUUUAGAGCUCCGAGUAGCAUCAAAACAGUCACAGCGACUUUCGCCGAUCUUUCAAUCAUAAUCAGAGUUGGCUUGACGCUUAACGAUGCUGCAGCGCUCGGGAGGUCGCGUGGUGGCGGGGCUACUUCAGAUUGCCCGUGGAUCCACUGCCAGCGAUGUGGGCGCGCUUCGUGGAAUCAGUGCCUCGGCGGGCGCCCUUUCGGACGCCGUCAUCGGCAUCGAUCUCGGAACCACCAAUUCUUGCGUGGCCGUGAUGGAGGGCAAGAGCCCACGUGUGAUUGAGAACGCGGAGGGCGCCCGCACCACCCCCUCCGUCAUCGCCUUCACGGACAAGGGCGAGCGCCUGGUGGGCCUGCCUGCCAAGCGCCAGGCCGUGACCAACCCCACCAACACCGUGUACGCCACCAAGCGCCUCAUCGGCCGCGGCUACGACGACCCGCAGACCCAGAAGGAGGCCAAGAUGGUGCCCUACAAGAUCGUCAAGGCCAAGAACGGCGACGCCUGGGUGGAGGCCGCCGGGCAGCAGUACAGCCCCAGCCAGAUGGGCGCCUUCGUGCUGACCAAGAUGAAGGAGACGGCGGAGGCCUACCUGGGCCACCCCGUGAGCAAGGCGGUCAUCACCGUGCCGGCCUACUUCAACGACUCCCAGCGCCAGGCCACUAAGGACGCGGGCAAGAUUGCCGGCCUGGAGGUUCUGCGCAUCAUCAACGAGCCCACCGCCGCCGCGCUGGCGUACGGCACCGACAAGAAGGAGGGCCUCAUCGCGGUGUACGACCUGGGCGGUGGCACCUUUGAUAUCUCCAUCCUGGAGAUCAUGGGCGGCGUGUUCGAGGUCAAGGCCACCAACGGAGACACCUUCCUGGGAGGCGAGGACUUUGACAACACCAUCCUGAACUACCUGGUGGGCGAGUUCAAGAAGGAGUCGGGCAUCGACCUGUCCAAGGACCGCCUGGCGGUGCAGCGGCUGCGCGAGGCCAGCGAGAAGGCCAAGUGCGAGCUGUCCUCCACCACCUCCACAGAUAUCAACCUGCCCUUCAUCACCGCCGACGCCUCCGGCCCCAAGCACCUGAACAUGCAGCUCACGCGCGCCAAGCUGGAGCUGCUGGUCAAGGAGCUGCUGGAGCGGACCAAGCAGCCCUGCCUGCAGGCCAUGAAGGACGCGGGUGUGCAGCCCAAGGACAUUCAGGAGGUGCUGCUGGUGGGCGGCAUGACGCGCAUGCCCAAGGUGAACGAGAUCGUGAAGGAGGUGUUCCAGCGCGACCCCAGCAAGGGUGUCAACCCGGACGAGGUGGUGGCCAUGGGCGCGGCCAUCCAGGGCGGCGUGCUGCGCGGCGACGUCAAGGACAUCCUGCUGCUGGACGUGACGCCGCUGUCGCUGGGCAUUGAGACCCUGGGCGGCGUGUUCACACGCAUGAUCAACCGCAACACCACCAUCCCCACCAAGAAGUCCCAGGUCUUCUCCACCGCCGCCGACAACCAGACGCAGGUGGGCAUCAAGGUGUUCCAGGGCGAGCGCGAGAUGGCCGCCGACAACAAGCUGCUGGGGCAGUUCGACCUGGUGGGCAUCCCGCCCGCGCCGCGCGGCGUGCCGCAGGUCGAGGUGACGUUCGACAUUGACGCCAACGGCAUCGUGCACGUGUCCGCCAAGGACAAGGCCACGGGCAAGGAGCAGAGCGUGCGCAUCCAGUCCAGCGGCGGCCUCAGCGACGACCAGAUCAACCAGAUGGUCCGUGACGCGGAGACGUACGCGGAGAAGGACAAGACGCGCAAGGAGCUGAUCGAGGCCAAGAACGAGGCCGACACCGCCAUCUACACCACCGAGAAGUCGCUGGCCGAGUACAAGUCCAAGCUGCCGCAGGCGGUGGUGGACGAGAUCCAGAAGGCCAUUACCGAGUGCCGCGCCGCGUCGCAGUCUGAGGACCUUCCCGACCUCAAGGCCAAGAUCCAGGCGCUGUCCACCGCCUCCAUGAAGAUCGGCGAGACCCUGGCGCAGCAGUCCGGCAGCAGCAGCAGCAGCAGCAGCAGCAGCUCGGGCUCGUCGGACUCCGGCAGCAGCUCCUCUGAGGAGAAGAAGUAAACACGCGGCAUGUGUGGGCACACGCUGAGAGUGCAGCACCCGAAUCGGGCGUGGCACGUUUGCGAAGGAGCCGGAGGAGCAGCGGAAGACGAUGAGGAGGCGCGGCGGAGGAGCGGCAGCGGCGCAGGCGGAAGGGGGGCGCAGCGAUUGAUGGGGGGUGGGGUGGGGGCGGGUGCCUGAGAGGAGUGGAGCAGGAGCAGAAUUUGGGCGGCAGCUGCGCGCACACAUGCACGCGCAAAGGCGCGGCACCGCGACGGGGGCUGACUAGCCAACGCGACGCGGCCACUGCAGCAGCUGCAGCAGUAGCAGCGGCAGUGCAAUUUUGUGACCGCUGGCUGCCGAGAGCGCUUCCAAUUCCGGGGGCUGUGAGGACAGAGUGGCAGGGCGCGUGUCGUGCAGGCGUUGCCGGCGGGCGGAGGCAUGAGGGCGGAGUUGCCGCGCUGGAGUAGAGUGAUGGAGCUGUGGAGCAGCGCUGCAUGCAAUGCGGCCGGUCUGGCGCUCGGGAGUGCCUCCGCGCAGUGCCACUGUUGGUUGGGUUCAUGGUCAGCGGUUGCGUUUGCCGUCACAGGCAGCAGUUGGCGCGGCAUUGUAUGCAAUGGGUAGACAAAGUAGGAUGUGUUUGCGCGUGGUUCCCGCAGUGAAGCAGGCUGCCAGGCAUUGAUGUAGGAGCGUCAGUUGGAGCAGCGGGCGUGGGAGCAAGCAUGGUGUGAACUGGUGGGGUGGCAUGGACAGGGGAGGGGGGCGGUCUGGCCUGCCAGCGGCAGACUGGGAGGUCGUGUUGGCGCAAAGGAGCCGCACCGCCUGAAAUGCGUGGGCAGGCGCGCAGGCGUGUGGCAAGGGGCUCAUGUUACAAACAUGGCAAGU
Messenger RNA from Chlamydomonas reinhardtii, 3177 nucleotides. RefSeq lists its product as uncharacterized. Bases 322 to 2313 code for a protein of 663 amino acids. The record is from RefSeq and is a predicted model, not a curated record. The transcript is spliced from 19 exons. Gene Ontology annotation, biological process: protein refolding; cellular response to unfolded protein. Gene Ontology annotation, cellular component: mitochondrion; cytoplasm. Gene Ontology annotation, molecular function: misfolded protein binding; ATP hydrolysis activity; heat shock protein binding. NCBI's taxonomy places the organism in Eukaryota, Viridiplantae, Chlorophyta, Chlorophyceae, Chlamydomonadales, Chlamydomonadaceae.